This is a messenger RNA of Leishmania braziliensis MHOM/BR/75/M2904, 1053 nucleotides long. RefSeq lists its product as hypothetical. The coding region runs from base 1 to 1053 and encodes 350 amino acids. The record is from RefSeq and is a predicted model, not a curated record. The transcript has a single exon. Lineage: Eukaryota; Euglenozoa; Kinetoplastea; Trypanosomatida; Trypanosomatidae.
AUGGACGAGAUCCACUACCGCAAGAUGGAAAGGCCGUGGGAAAUCGUGCCGCGGUAUGCGAAGAAACGCGUGACGGACCUCGUCGGCAUUCUCAGCUCUGCGGACCGGAUGGAGAUUGAGCAGAUAAUUGACAAGAUGCAAUCGCUGUGCAAGACGGACAUGCACGUGGUGCUCGUGCCGACAGUGGGCUACACCACCCCCAAAGCCUUCGCGAACUCGAUUUUCUUCAAUUGGGCCAUCGGAGAGCCCAAUGGCAACGGCCUGCUGCUCCUUAUUGCACAACGGGAGGCGACAGUGCAGCUCAUCAGCGGCUUGUCCAUUGAGGAGUACUUCGACAAUCACUUCCUCGCACCCGCCGUGUGCGAGGUGUUUCAGCCGCUUGUGCGCGAUGGCAAGCCAAGCCAGGCGACGGUGCAGCUCGUGUACGCAAUCGCACGGCAGGCGCUGGAAAUGCACACGCGGUGGGAGAAGGGGCUGCUGGCGCUGCCAACACGCAACAAGGUUCGCUUCGUUGGCAAGACAAUGCGCUACGGGAUGAGGCAGGUGCCUUACCUUGUCGUCGGUGUGCUCUUCUUCACGGCCUGCACGGUGUGGCUCGUGAGCCAGCUGCUCGACACGGUGUGUCCGAAGUGUCAUCACCUCAUGAGCCGCGUCCGCGACGACGCUACGCUGCAGAGGCUGAUGACGCGAGGUCAGCACCUGGAGCUGAUCAACGGAUGCGCCUACUACCGUGUGUGGAAGUGCCCCUACUGCGCUGAGGGUCACAGCGUCGUGCUCUGCUCGCGCGACAUGCACCAGAACAGCAAGUGCCUGCAAUGCAUGGACUGCCAGUACUACACGUGUGGCUUGGAAAAGGAGAUUAUCAAGCUGCCGUCGAAGCACGAGGAUGGAUUGAAGAAGCUUACGUACAGCUGCGCUAACUGCCACAUCGGACGCGAGGUGCUGCUGCCGCUGUACAGGCCAGUUGAGAUGGACACUGAGAAGCCGUGGUAUGACUUCCUUGUCGAGGGCAGUCAGGCGCAAACGAAAGCGAGUGUGAACCUCAAGCUCUAG